This is a messenger RNA of Striga hermonthica, 1674 nucleotides long. The record is from the annotation of a GenBank genome assembly. NCBI's taxonomy places the organism in Eukaryota, Viridiplantae, Streptophyta, Magnoliopsida, Lamiales, Orobanchaceae.
AUGGCUGCAACUGUCGAGACGUUGUCCGUCAUCGACGAAGAGGGUCACGGCACACACACGGCGAGCACCGCUGCGGGUGCUGUGGUUCCCAACGUCAGCUUCUUCGGCUACGCUAGCGGCACUGCAAGUGGAAUGGCUCCCUAUGCCAGGCUUGCGGCCUACAAAGUCUGCGGGAAGAAUGGUUGUAGUUCAACAGAUAUACUCGCCGGCAUUGAGGGUGCGAUUCAAGAUGGAGUCGACGUCCUGUCCAUGUCCUUGGGUGGUCCACCCACAGUGUACUACGAGGAUCCCAUUGCCUUGGGAACUUUUGCGGCCAUGGAAAAGGGGAUCUUCGUCUCGUGCUCGGCCGGAAACUCCGGCCCAGGCGAGAGUACGGUCUCGAACGGCGCACCUUGGAUUAUGACUGUCGGCGCCAGCACAAUCGAUCGGAAUUUCCCGGGUUACGUCACUCUAGGAAACAACAAGAGCUUCACCGGUGUGUCGUUGUACAGUGGGAAAAGCAUGGGGAAAGAGUUGGUUGAACUAGUCUACGGAAAUCUAUGCAAGCCGAGGUCCCUUGAUGCCGCCCAAGUGAAGGGCAAGGUGGUGGUUUGCGACAGAGAAAACAACCACCUUGCGCGGCUGCAAAAAGGGGCGGUGGUGAAAUCAGCUGGAGGCAUGGGGAUGAUACUGGCCAACACGAAGGAAAGCGGUGGGGAAGGGCCGGUGGUCGAUAGCCACGUUCUGCCGGCGGUAGCGGUCGGGCUGUCGGCGGGGAAUGAGAUAAGAAACUACGUGAAAACGGACAAGAAUCCGAUGGCAGUGUUGAGCUUCGGGGGAACCAUGGUGAAUGUGAAGCCGGCACCGGUUGUGGCAGCAUUCAGCUCGAGGGGCCCGAACAACGUGACGCGGGAGAUCCUGAAGCCGGACGUGAUCGGGCCCGGUGUCGGCAUCCUUGCUGCGUGGACGGAGGCUGCGAGUAUCUCGGGGUUGCCCAAGGACCCUAGGAGAAGCCCGUUCAACAUCAUAUCAGGUACGUCCAUGUCGUGCCCGCACAUAAGUGGGCUGGCGGCCCUUGUGAAGGCGGCCCACCCGGACUGGAGCCCGAGCGCGAUCAAGUCGGCCCUCAUGACCACAGCCUAUACACUCGACAACAACAACAACUCCCCCAUCAGUGAUGCCAACGACAAGUCCAACGCAACCCCACACGCCAUGGGCGCGGGCCACGUGGACCCGAUCAAAGCCCUCUCCCCGGGCCUCGUGUACAACACCACCCUGAACGACUACCUCGCCUUCCUAUGCUCCCUCGGCUACAGUCCGAAGGAUAUCCAGACCAUCACCAAGAGCAGGAAUCUAACGUGCGCCAAACUGAAGUCCAAGUUCAAGAGCCCGGCCGAGCUCAACUACCCCUCUUUCUCCGUGUUGUUUAAUAACGCCAGGGUCGUGCGUCUGACUAGGAAGUUGACCAGCGUGGAUCCCGGUUUGUCGGUUUACAAUGUCUUGGUCAAGGCGCCCCCGAGUGUGAAAGUGACCGUGAACCCGACAAGACUUGUUUUCAAGGACGUCGGGGACAGUUUGAGUUAUACGGUUACAUUCCGGUCGGAAAGUGUUUCGCAUGAGGAUGCCUUUGGCUCGAUUUUGUGGAACAAUGAGAAGCACACGGUGACGAGCCCGGUUGCAUACUCAUGGCAUUGA